UGACCAAUCGCGUUUUACGCUCUACUUGUCGCCGGCACGCAGUGGCGCGAAAACCUUUCAGUGUGUGGUUUGACGGCAGAGGAGCACACACCGAACCAAACUCUGUGCAAUAUUUCAAGAUUUUAAACUAUAAUAACUAAUCUGUAAUAAUGGCAACCGACAUGGUAGAUGACCGGGAGAUGAGAGAGGCUCAGAGGGAUUACCUCGACUUCCUGGACGACGAUCAAGACCAGGGGGUCUACCAGAGCAAAGUCCGGGACAUGAUCAGCGAAAAUAAAGCUCGACUCAUCGUCAACAUCAACGACCUGAGGAGACGCAACGAGGCCCGGGCUGCCAAACUGAUGAGCAACGCCUUCGAGGAGCUGCUGGCGUUCCAGCUGGCCCUGAAGGACCUGGUGGCCUCGGUGGACGCCACCUACGCCAAGCAGUACGAGGGGUUCUUCAUCGCCCUGGAGGGCAGCUUUGGCACCAAGCACGUCACCCCCCGGACCCUGACCUCCCGGCUGCUGGGCAGCAUGGUGUGCGUGGAGGGCAUCAUCACCAAGUGUUCUCUGGUGCGUCCUAAAGUAGUGCGAAGCGUUCACUACUGCCCAGCCACCAAGAAGACGAUGGAAAGGAAGUACACUGACAUGACCUCGCUGGACGCCUUCCCUUCCAGCGCCAUCUACCCCACCAAGGACGAGGAGAACAACCCUCUGGAGACGGAGUUCGGCCUCUCCGUCUACAAGGACCACCAGACCAUCACGGUGCAGGAGAUGCCAGAGAAAGCCCCCGCCGGCCAGCUGCCUCGCUCCGUGGACAUCGUCCUGGACAACGACCUGGUGGACAUGGUCAAACCGGGAGACAGGGUGCAGGUCAUCGGAACGUACCGCUGCCUGCCCGGCAAGAAGGGAGGGUUCACCUCCGGCACGUUCAGGACCAUCAUGAUAGCCUGCCACGUCAAGCAGAUGAGCAAGGAAGUGUCCCCCAACUUCUCGGCGGACGACGUGGCCAAAAUCAGGAGCUUCAGCCGGUCUCGUUCCUUAGAUGUGUUCGAUCAGCUGGGUCGCUCCCUGGCUCCCAGCAUCCACGGCCACGAGUACAUCAAGAAGGCCAUCCUCUGCAUGCUGCUGGGCGGCGUGGAGAAGGUGCUGGAGAACGGGUCGCGCAUCAGAGGAGACAUCAACAUCCUGCUCAUCGGUGAUCCAUCGGUGGCAAAGUCCCAGCUGUUGCGUUACGUGCUCCACACGGCGCCCAGGGCCAUCCCCACCACCGGACGAGGCUCCACCGGAGUGGGUCUGACCGCUGCGGUCACCACGGACCAGGAGACCGGCGAGCGCCGUCUGGAGGCGGGCGCCAUGGUGCUGGCCGACCGCGGCGUGGUGUGCAUCGACGAGUUCGACAAAAUGUCCGACAUGGACCGCACGGCCAUCCACGAGGUGAUGGAGCAGGGCCGCGUCACCAUCGCCAAGGCCGGCAUCCACGCCCGCCUCAACGCCCGCUGCUCUGUGCUGGCGGCGGCCAACCCCGUCUACGGCAGGUACGACCAGUAUAAAACCCCCAUGGAGAACAUCGGCCUCCAGGACUCGCUGCUGUCCCGUUUUGACCUCCUGUUCAUCGUGCUGGACCAGAUGGACGCCGAGCAGGACCGCGAGAUCUCGGACCACGUGCUGAGGAUGCACCGCUACCGCGACCCCCGCGAGCAGGAAGGAACAGCCAUGGCUAUGGGCGGGACAGUAGACGUGCUGGCUACAGACGACCCAGACGCUAUAGCAGAAGAGCACGAGGAGCUGCAGAUCUACGAGAAACACAACAACAUGCUGCACGGAAGCAGGAGAAAGAAGGAUAAGAUUGUGAGUAAGGAGUUCAUGAGGAAGUACAUCCACAUCGCCAAGGCCGUGACACCCGUGCUGACGGAGGAGGCAGCCAAACACAUCGCAGAAGAGUACUCGAGGCUGAGGAGCCAGGAGCAGAUGGGCGCUGACAUCGCCAGGACCUCUCCGGUGACGGCCCGUACGCUGGAGACCCUGAUCCGUCUGUCCACGGCACACGCCAAGGCCCGAAUGAGCAAAGCCGUGGAGCUGGAGGACUCGGAGGUGGCCGUGGAGCUCGUCCAGUUUGCUUACUUUAAAAAGGUUCUGGAGAAAGAGAAGAAGCGGUCAAGAAAGGAGCGGGACUCCGGUUCAGAGGAGGAAGAGGAAGAGCAGUCGUCCACUCAGCCUUCACAGAAAACCGCCAUCAAGAGGGGGCGACGUGGUUCUCAGGGCAGCGAGGCCUACAGCCCGUAUGACUUCAGUGAAGAGCAGGAAGUUCCUGAGAUCCAGGCUGGCACCCCGAAACCAGCCAAGACCCAGCGGGAGGAGGAGCCCAUGGAGGCCACAUCACAGGCUGAAGGCACUGAGGUGUCUGCAGAGAGGCUGAAGGAGUUCAAGUCGUCCCUGUUCGCAGUGUUCCAGUCCGCUCACGCUCAGUCAGUGAAGAUGAACACCCUGAUGGAAGACGUCAACAAGGGGCGCGAGAGCAGCUUCACGGAGCCAGAGGUCCGCGCCGCUUUGGCUCGUAUGCAGGACGACAACCAGGUCAUGGUGGCCGACGACAUUAUCUUCCUCAUCUGAGGGACCUGAAUCGACGACACGGACUUUGAAAGAAACAGCCAUUCAUAUUCAAAUGUACAUUUAUAUUUUUCACCUGGUUUGUAUUCAUGCACCGUCUAGCUUCAUCUCUCAGACCCCGAUCUCUCAUCUGCAAUCCCACACUUAAAGCAUAAUGAUUGGAAAUGGUUCAUUCUCAUGAUGGAUUUGGAUCCACUGUACCGUGAUGAGGACAUUAAGUAGUUUUACCAACACUUGUGAUGUCUGCAUUUGUAAAUAGUUGAAGAGAAGUUUUGAAAUUGUUAAAUAACUGUAGUUGUGUAUUAAAAAAUAAAAUGUAAUGGGACACGA
Molecule: messenger RNA, 2921 nt
Organism: Sebastes umbrosus (honeycomb rockfish)
Lineage: Eukaryota; Metazoa; Chordata; Actinopteri; Perciformes; Sebastidae
Gene: mcm3
Product: minichromosome maintenance complex component 3
Exons: 17
Coding region: 150-2594 (814 amino acids)
Biological process (GO): DNA strand elongation involved in DNA replication; DNA replication; double-strand break repair via break-induced replication
Cellular component (GO): MCM complex; nucleus
Molecular function (GO): single-stranded DNA binding; ATP binding; ATP hydrolysis activity
Source: RefSeq, a predicted model, not a curated record